AUGUAGGGAUUUGAGUUUUCAGCUAUGCUUCAUUCCUUGAAAUUAGAAAAGAAAUGGCUUAUGGUAGGAGGAAGCAUAGGUUUAGUUGGCUUAGUUGGAGUUUCAUAUUGGGUAUACUAAAAUUGCAAUAUCAAAAAGGAAGAAGUUAUAACUAACUUUUUGAAUAAGUAUAAAUUGAAUUAUGAAAAAUCACUCAUAGUUAAACCUAAAGAAAUUAAACAAAAACACAAUUGUGAAGAAACAGAGAAAAAAAUCAUUAAGGAUUUCAACCAUUCCAUUUCUAAGUUUAUCUAUAAAGGAAUCAAGCUUGAAAAAUUCUUUAGCAAAGUAAACUCUGAUGGUGAAUUUGCCAAAGAAUUUGGUCGUAGAUUCUACGAUUUAUUUGCUGAGUUAUUCAACUAGUUUUUAAAAUUUAUUUAAGAAUAAAUUAGACUUAGAUCUUUGCCAAAUUAUUUGUAUAUGAUUGAUCACAUAUUUGAAAUGAUAUUUGAUUAGCUAUUAUAGCAACUUAAAUAUUCUAACUAAUACGAAUGUGAGUUGUUAAGAGGACUUAUAGCUAGAACAUUCAAUCACAUGAUAUUAAGCGACUUGCUACAUUUGACUCAUGAUUUCAGAUCAAGCGUUCCACCUUCUCAUGCUUAACAGCAAUAUGAAACUAAUUAUUUUGAAAUUAUUAUCCGUUAUACAAAACUAAUGAGCAUAAAAACAUAAGAAAAAUUCUGUACUAUCUUAUAAAUGCUUGUUAGUUACGAUAAUCGCUUUUAAUUCUUUUUAUAGAUGUGUAUAGCUAAAAAUAUAAAUUUUGUUUCUUGUAUCGAUAGCAAUUUUACUUAAGCUCUUAAUGAACUUUCUACUUCUAGGUCAGAUGAAAGUACAUAGCACAAUUUCCAUAAUCAGCAUAUUUCCCAUCGUUAGGAUAUUUCUUUGCAGCAAUCUAUUCAUAAUGUUACUAAAGGUGGUCCAGGGUCUUCUCAUUAAACUCAAAACUUCAAAUCUCAAGGAUCAAUAACAUACACACAUUAAAACGAGCAUAGAAGAAAACUGAUACCUUCUCCAAUCUGCAGAAUUUUAAGCAGUGGCAUUAGUUAAAGCUGUGCAUAAUAAAUGAUACAAGAAGGAUUUGCAUUUAGAAUCAUUGAAAAUUUGUGUUAAUUAUCCUAAAAAAGCAGUAGUGAUCUUUAGGAUUUAGAAAAAGUUUUAUAGAAUUUAUUCCUAAUUAUCAUGAACAUAAUAGAAAACAAAUAAAACAAUUAACAAUUUUUCCAAGAAUAUAGAGAUGAUAUUUUAGAAUUGUUAUUAAAAUCUUUAGCAUUUUAAGAGACUAACGAAACAACAACAGUCAGUAACUCUAACAUAGUUGACUUAGUAAAUUGGAUGACAUUUAACAUAGACAUUAUAUUAAUUCGUGCAAAAUGCUCAACAUGGAUUUAAAAAAUACUCACUACUUUCCUCUGCUAGAACAAAACCUAAAUUCCUUAAGUAGGACCAUUUUAUCUUUAAGAAAUUCGCUGGAUUCAUAAAAUUAGAAGAGAUGAUAAACUCAAAGGAUUUCAACAGCUUGAAACAGACCUAUCAAUAACCACUUUGUUUCUCCAUUUAAUUCUUAACUCAAUGCAAGAAGUUCCCCAUAUGAAAAAUAUUAAUUAGCAUUUUAUUUAAUCCAUUCCCUUUGCAGAUGAUUAAGAAAGAUUUUUUAUAAUAAAAUCCUUCUCAUCCUUGUUACACAAUUACGUGUUUAUGAAAGAACUAUUUAUUUCUAUGCUGGAAAAGAGUUGCUAACAAUCAAAUCAUUUGAUUCUAACUUUUACUGAAUUUAAAAAUUUUUUCUAUUCUCCUGAAGGAAAAAAAUAUGAUGAAGUUUUAUUGGCAUUGUAAUUGAUGAUUCUUCUUGGAGGAGGAGAUAGUCUUUGUGACACAAUUGUAUAGAGAUGGUAGAAAGAUGCAGAAGAAUAUGAUGAUUUUAAGAUAUACAUGAGCAGUGAUAUAGCCUUUUUAUUAUAACUACUUGAAAAUGACAUUUGUUAUUUAAAUGUUAAUGCAAAUUGGUAAGAAUAAUUAAAAAGUUAUGAAUCAAAAGCAAAUUAUCGUAAUCACGCAUACAUGAAAGUUUAAAAGCUGAUCAUUAAUUAUUUGCAAAUAUUCGGACCUAUGGAAAAAGACAACAUUAAAGAUUAUAUUUAGCAUUAAAUUUCUCAACCAAUUUUAGACUCUGAUAAUAUUUUCGAAUCUGCUCUUGAAGAAGUAGCAGAAUAAACUUUCAAAACCAACCAAGGCAAUGGCAAUUUAUAUUAUAGUAAUCAUAGUAGCAAUAGUUAACACACAUAGAAUUUUAACACAUGUAGUAUGAAAUUUAAAUUAAAGGAAGAAUAUAAAAAUAAAUACUUCCAUUCACUUUUCAAUCGAGAUAUUCCUUAACUUUUGUAACUUUUGAACAAAAUAUAAUUGAAUUCCUAAGAAUGUAUUUCUUUGAAUUAGCAUGAUUUGAACAUUGAAUCAUAGCUUAAUGAACGCGAUUAACCUAUGGACUAUCUUAAAUAAGUUAGAAAAGUUAUUAUUGAAAAUAUUAAUCUCCACACAAAUUUCCUUGAAAUCUUCAUAGAAAACAUCCCAAUUUUCCUUGAAAAGCUAAGAGUCGUUUGCCGUAUUUUGAAUUACAUUUUCGAUGUAAUUGAAGAAGGUAUUUUAGAUUGCCGUGCAUCUAAAAAGCUAUAAAAAGAUAGUAUUAAAAGUCUCCUAGUUAAGUAUAUAUUUAAUCCCUCUUUAGCUGAAAAAAUACAAUAUGUAUCUGAAUUAACUGACGAGGAUGGAGCAUUGAUUGCUUAUUAAUUUAUUCCUACAUUAUAAAAUAUUUCUUACAGAAGAGAAGCCAUUAAAGAUCUUAUUAAAGAUAUCUUUAAGGGUGUUAAUAUAGCUGAAAUAAUAAUAUGA
Molecule: messenger RNA, 2928 nt
Organism: Tetrahymena thermophila SB210
Lineage: Eukaryota; Ciliophora; Oligohymenophorea; Hymenostomatida; Tetrahymenidae
Product: transmembrane protein, putative
Exons: 2
Source: RefSeq, a predicted model, not a curated record